Molecule: messenger RNA, 303 nt
Organism: Adineta steineri
Lineage: Eukaryota; Metazoa; Rotifera; Eurotatoria; Adinetida; Adinetidae
Source: the annotation of a GenBank genome assembly
AUGUUAAUGAAAGGAAGUCUAUUACUUUUCUUUACUAUUCUUUUUCUACAAUGUAUGAAUAUUGAAUGUCAAAAAGUUCAAUGUUAUUCUUGUUCAGAUUGUGCUAAUUCAACUCUUCUGUCACAAAUGGAUUCUAUUGUAACAACUGAUAAUAAUGAUCAAUGCAUAAAAACAACAAUAUUUACAGGAGGUUAUAAUCAAGGAUAUAAAAUAAUUAGUCGAGGUGCUUCAUCAAAUUGUGUGCCAUAUACCAAUAAUUAUAUUUCAAUCUUUUGUUGUAAGAAUAAUUUUUGUAAUGCUUAA